GAACACAUUUGAACUGCUGCUGUCAGCUGGAAAUUCGAUAAUUUCUGCGUUUUUUGAACUUCGUAAUUCGUUUCGUUUCAUUUAAUAUAUUUGAAUGGUGCUGCAGUAUAUGUGAUGCAAGAAUAAAGUGUUCAUAAUAGUGUUCUGAUUUGAAGUAUUCAUACAAUAACUAAUAUUAAAAUGCCCGUAGAAACUAUAGAUUAUUCUGAAAGAUAUAAUGAUGAUGUUUACGAGUACAGGCACGUUCGCCUACCACCAGACAUGGCCCGUCUAGUGCCAAAGUCCCAUUUAAUGACUGAGACAGAAUGGCGUAACCUCGGGGUCCAACAGAGCCCUGGCUGGCAACACUUCAUGGUACAUAAUCCUGAGCCACAUGUACUAUUGUUCCGUAGACUUAGGACUGAUGUACCACCCGCUAGGAAUUUAGAAGAAAGGUUAGACAAUGUCAAUGAUGCAUCACUUAGUAAAGUAAAGUGUUAGUAAAAGGUCUAUUCUGUGCAAAUAAUCUAAUAGUAUAUGUACAGGGUGUCCCAUAAUUAAUGGAUAAAACGCAAAUGAUAGAUACACCACCUAAUUAUCUUAUCAUUGAUAUGAUAUUUGUUGCUACUUGUUGAUUAGAGAAUUCAAUAAAAUAUUCAGUAUAUUUAAAUUGCUUUUAACAAGGAGAUCCAUAAAGGAGUGGAGAUUUGUUUUUAUAAUAUAAGGAUUAAGCUCGUGCUUGCACGCUCUCACCUGAUGUUGAUGACAUAGGGAUGGAAACUUCAUGCAGUGCAAUGGUAAAAAGGUGACAUUGGUGGUGGAAAAAUAAUUGUUGCACUCUAAGCUUUUUCUAUGAAACAGAUGAAACAUUAUUUAUAAAAGUAGUAUCAUGAUACAUUAGUAAUUCAAUUCGCAGUAUUUAAAAAAAAUCAGAUCCUUUAAAUCGUAAUUACAGCAGCUACAGCAUUGAAAAAACUGAUUCAAGAUGAAAAAAUUUGCUAAAUCUGAAAAAAAAUAUGACUAGGAAUUUUUUGAAAACUAAUCAAAUUAAUUUUAGAUAAUUAGCUGGUGUGUCUACCAUUUGUGUUUUAUCCAUUAAUUAUGGGACAACCUGUAUAUAGUGGGCUAUUCACUAACUUCAGAGUGGUAACUCAAUCAGUUUAAUAUUAUAUUAUAUUAAAGUAAUUAGAUGAGAGUUAAUUAGAUAGAUUUUUUCAAAAAUGCUGCUGUUGAAGUCCAUACAGAAAUUUUCAAAUCCCUGUAAGAAUAUGAAUCACUUGUUAGCUUUCAUCAUUUAAACCCAUAUUCGGUUCACAGCUGAGCUCGAGUCUCCUCUCAGAAUGAGAGAGGUUUGGCCAAUAAGUAAUCCACAACGCUGGUCCAAUGCAGAUUGGCAUGCUAGCUUUAAAGGUAAUUAAUAGUGAUCAAGUUAGUGAAUAGCCAGAAUGAUGUGAAAAUUUCACUAAUAUUCCAGGCACUAAGGUAAUUGACGUCAAAAUUAAAAUAUGUGAUGUCUACAUUGACAUUUAUUGUAACAUCAUAACAAUUAAAGUAAAACAACAAGCAUUAAAAAAAAAACAUUUUUAAUAAUUAGGGUUAAUUUAAUGCUAUUGCAUAUAUUUAUAUAUUAUAUUUAAUGCUAAUAGAGUGCCUGACAUAAAUUUUAUUUUAUUUUUCAACAAUUUUCAAGAUUUACCCAAAAAUAUUAGGGGUGAAUUUCACUUAUUAUCUUGUAAGUAAAAAAAAAAUUCUAUGAAGGUAAGACGUUUUUAUUACCCCAAUCUAUAUUUACCUAAUGCUCCUCAUAAUGAUAUAAAUAUUUUAAUUACUAGUAGACUUGUGAAGCUAGCUAAUUUUAAGAAAGUCAGACACUGUUUCAAAAUUUUUUUCAGCUAUUAUUUUAUUUAGCUUUGACAAAAAAGAGAGUUAUAGGUAAACCAAAAAUUCUUCUCUUUAAGAAGAAAAAGUGUUUAUUGUUUAAUCGGCAAUAAACUUAGAUAUUUCUAAAGUAACAGAUACUUUUUUAUUAUUUGUAUCCAACUUUGAAUUUGGGUUUUAUGAUUAUUAUAAUAGGUGCUUAAAACUUGUAUGAGGUAUGUGGCCUUAUGACUGAUAUAGUAUUUACUUUAUAGUGAAAACUUGAAAAUACUUAAAUGAAGGAUUGUCUAUUAUUUAAUUAACUAACCAGUUAACCCUCAUAUUCAAGUUUUUGAAGAAAAGCUAGUUAAAAAUUUAAGUGAGAAUAUUAAAUAUGCCUUACAUGUUGAAUUUAAAUAGUGUAUUUCAUAAAGUUAAGAUGUGUAUAGGACAUAGCUCUGACCAGAAAAUAAAUAACCAGCCAAGUGCGAGUCGGAUUGGCGCAAGAAGGGUUCCGUAGGUACCUAUAUCUAUUAAAACGGCAAAAAGUAUUUUAUUCUGUCUUGUAUUUGUUGAUAUAGCGGCAACAAAAAUACAUCAUCUGUAAACAUUUCCAGUGUCUAUUCAUCCUGCUUAAAGUCGAACGGAUGGACGACAGUCUUAGAAUUAGGGUUCAGUUUUACCCUUUCCGUUCAUAAAACAAUGGGACCACCCCGACCCUUUCAAACAAAACAAGAAUUUUCAAAAUUGCUGGACAUACAUAAAAAAAAACAUACAUACAGCCGAACGUAGAACCUCCUCCUUUUUGGAAGUCGGUUAAAAACCAGGAUGGAGGGCGCCCCAAGUACUGUUUAUCGCAUCCCAAAGUGCUAGUAGACAAAAUUAGUAUUUUUUUCCCGCAACAUGGAGAGGUUUUUAUGUUUCUGGUCAGGCCAUAAUUUCAGAACGAAUUUUAUAAGCUUCCUAAUAAUAAUUGUUAAUAUAAUAAAUUUAUACAUAAAAAGUUAGAA
Messenger RNA from Bicyclus anynana (squinting bush brown), 2846 nucleotides. Its product is annotated as cyclin-dependent kinases regulatory subunit-like. The transcript is spliced from 2 exons. The coding region runs from base 181 to 480 and encodes 99 amino acids. Gene Ontology annotation, cellular component: SCF ubiquitin ligase complex; cyclin-dependent protein kinase holoenzyme complex. Lineage: Eukaryota; Metazoa; Arthropoda; Insecta; Lepidoptera; Nymphalidae. The record is from RefSeq and is a predicted model, not a curated record. Gene Ontology annotation, molecular function: cyclin-dependent protein serine/threonine kinase activator activity; ubiquitin binding; protein kinase binding. Gene Ontology annotation, biological process: regulation of mitotic cell cycle.